This is a messenger RNA of Moesziomyces antarcticus, 2739 nucleotides long. RefSeq names its product peroxisomal hydratase-dehydrogenase-epimerase. The coding region runs from base 1 to 2739 and encodes 912 amino acids. The record is from RefSeq and is a predicted model, not a curated record. Gene Ontology annotation, molecular function: oxidoreductase activity. The transcript has 3 exons. NCBI's taxonomy places the organism in Eukaryota, Fungi, Basidiomycota, Ustilaginomycetes, Ustilaginales, Ustilaginaceae.
AUGUCAGACUUCCCCUCCACCGAGAACGGGAAGAUCUCGUUCAAGAACCGCGUCGUCGUCGUCACCGGUGCCGGUAACGGUCUUGGUCGAGCAUACGCACUCUUCUUCGCUUCGCGCGGUGCCAAGGUCCUCAUCAACGAUCUCGGCCCCUCUGCCAAGGACAAGAACAAGAAGGCUGCCGAUGUCGUCGUCGAGGAGAUCCAGCAGGCCGGUGGCGAGGCCAUCGCCAACUACGACUCGAACACCGACGGCGAGAAGGUCAUCCAGCAGGCCAUCGACAAGUGGGGCCGCAUCGACAUCCUCAUCAACAACGCCGGUAUCCUGCGUGACAAGUCUUUCAAGGCGAUGAGCGACAAGGAGUGGGACCAGAUCACGGCCGUCCACAUCACCGGCUCGUAUGCCUGCGCCAAGGCCGCAUGGCCCCAUAUGCGCAAGCAGAAGUUCGGCCGCAUCAUCAACACCUCCUCGGCUGCCGGUAUCUACGGCAACUUUGGCCAGGCCAACUACGCCGCCGCCAAGCACGCCAUGAUCGGUUUCGGCAAGACGCUCGCCAUCGAGGGCGCAAAGUACAACAUCCUCUCCAACGUCCUCGCCCCCGUCGCCGCCAGUCAGCUCACCGCCACGGUCAUGCCCCCCGAGAUGCUCGAGAACCUCACGCCCGACUACGUCGUCCCCAUUGUCGCCUACCUCGUCUCCGCCGAGAACAAGGAGGUUUCGGGCCACGUCUUCGAGUGCGGUGCCGGCUUCUUCGCCCAGGUCCGCCGUGAGCGCAGCCGCGGCGUCGUCUUCAAGACCGACGACUCGUUCACCCCCGCCGCCGUGCGUGCCAAGAUUGACGAGAUCCUCGACUUUGACGAGAAGCCCGAGUACCCCUUCCGCAUCACCGACGCCAACCACAUGGAGUUCCUCGAGCGUGCCAAGGAGGCCAAGUCCAACGACCAGGGCGAAGGCCCCGUCCGUUUCGACGGCAAGACCGUGCUCGUCACCGGUGCCGGUGCCGGUCUCGGCCGUGCCUACGCUCACAUGUUCGGCAAGCUCGGCGCCAACGUGGUGGUCAACGACUUCCUCGAGAAGAACGCCGCCGCUGUCGUCGACGAGAUCAAGAAGGCGGGCGGCAAGGCCGCUCCCGCCGUCGGCUCGGUCGAGGACGGCGAGAAGAUCGUCAAGGCGGCCGUCGACGCCUUUGGCUCGAUCCACGUCAUCAUCAACAAUGCCGGUAUCCUGCGCGACAAGUCGUUCGCCGCCAUGUCGGACCAGGAGUGGCACGCCGUGCUCAACACGCACCUCCGCGGCACCUACAGCGUCUGCCACGCCGCCUGGCCCAUCUUCCAGCAGCAGAAGUACGGCCGUAUCGUCAACACCACCUCGGCCGUCGGCAUCUACGGCAACUUUGGCCAGGCCAACUACUCGACUGCCAAGGCCGGCAUCAUCGGCUUCACCAACACGCUCGGCAUCGAGGGCAAGAAGUACAACAUUCUCGCCAACACGAUUGCCCCCAACGCCGGUACCGCCAUGACCGCCACCAUCUGGCCCCAGGAGAUGGUCGACGCUUUCAAGCCCGACUACGUUGCUCCCAUGGUCGGCUACCUCGCCAGCGAGGCCAACGAGGACCUCACCUCGAGCCUCUUUGAGGUCUCGGGUGGCUGGGUUGCUGCCGUCCGCUGGCAGCGCGCCGGCGGCCACUCGUUCAGCCACGGCAAGCCGCCCUCGCCCGAAAAGAUUGUCAAGAAGUGGUCCAAGAUCACCGACUACGAGACCAACCCCUCGUGGCCCACGAGCCCGAGCGACUCGCUCGGCGACAUUGUCUCGAACUUCGGCCAGGAGGAGGAGGACGAGGAUGAUGACGACGAGGGCGGAGCCGGUGGUGACUACAGCGACCCCGAGGACCCCGAGAUUGUGCAGAAGGCCAAGAAGGAGCCCAUUGAGGACUCGGAGUUCUCGUACGGCGAGCGCGACGUCAUCCUGUACAACCUCGGCGUUGGUGCCACGGAGAAGGACCUCGACCUUGUGUUUGAGCAGGACGACGACUUCCGAGCGGUGCCCACGUUUGGUGUGAUCCCGCAGUUCAUGGCGAGCGGCGGUAUCCCUCUGGACUGGCUGCCCAACUUUAGCCCCAUGAUGCUGCUGCACGGCGAGCAGUAUCUGGCGAUCAAGAAGCCCAUCCCCACGAGCGCGACGCUGGUGAACAAGCCCAAGCUGAUGGAGGUGCUGGACAAGGGCAAGGCUGCGGCGGUGACGUCGGUGGUGCACACGUUCGACAAGGGCAGCGGCGACCUGGUGUUUGAGAGCCAGAGCACCGUCUUCAUCCGAGGCUCGGGUGGCUUUGGCGGCAAGAAGUCGGGCAAGGACCGCGGCGCAGCGUCGGCGGCGAACAAGCCUCCGUCGCGCAAGGCGGACAAGGUGGUGACGGAGAAGACGACGGAUGCGCAGGCUGCGCUGUACCGUCUGUCGGGCGACUACAACCCGCUGCACAUUGACCCCAGCUUUGCGCAGGUGGGUGGCUUUGACAAGCCCAUCCUGCACGGCCUGUGCUCGUUCGGUAUCUCGGGCAAGCACAUCUUCCGCGAGUACGGCGCGUACAAGGACAUCAAGGUGCGCUUCACCGGCCACGUCUUCCCCGGCGAGACGCUCGAGACGAGCAUGUGGAAGGAGGGCAACAAGGUCAUCUUCACCACGCGCGUCGUCGAGCGCGACACCCAGGCUCUCGGUGCUGCCGCCGUCACGCUGGCCGACGAGUAA